UCUCCCAGCCUCGCACAGGGGCUUGGGAGGGACACCCCUUAGGGCCGCGACCCGUUCCCAACGCUCCUGGGACCAGCGCCGCUGAGCUCCGCCGAAGCCUUUCCCGGAGUAAAGAGGCGGCGCGAGGAAAGCGAAAGUUCGCCCCGCGGCGCUCGCCUCGACGGAAGACGCCGGUGGCUGAAGCGCAGACCCCCAGCCCGUCCGCUGCCUUUCUUGGACAGCCAGGCGCCUCCCUCUCGCCGGGCUGGGGUGGUCCCGGGGAGGAAAGCAGGAAGACGUUGCUGGGAUCCGUUCCCAGAAGAGCCACACGCCGGCUCCAACCGGUCCUACCUUCGCUGAGCUGGAGCGACUUCGCCGCCUCGGCGCCGACGGACAGCCCUGGCCAUGCAGGGGGAAAACCAUUUAGAGCAGUGUCAGAAGGACACUGAGGAAGUGACACAGAUCAUGCUAGAAAACUACAGCAAGGUGCUGGAUCGCGAGGGCAAACUGAGCGACCUGGAUGACAGGGCAGAGGAACUUCGAAACCAGAGUUCUGCCUUCAGCAAGACCACAAAGACCAUAGCCCAGCAGCAGCGCUGGAAGAACAGGAAAUGCAAGAUCAUCCUGGCGGCCGUGGUUAUUGGGGCUGUCCUUCUCCUCAUCCUGGUAAUAGUUCUUGCUCUCAGCUUUGGCAGCUCUGGGAACCAGGAGGCUGCAGCAAAAGACAGCACUGGUGGCAACUGAGUGGGAAUUAAGACAACCUGAGGAUCUUCUCCACCAGCCUCUUUCUUGACUCAGCAUGUUGAUGCUUCUUGGGUCUUGAGCAGGACUUAGCAAGCUGCCUAGAGCUCCCAUCACAGAUUUGUUGCAGCAGCCGUGGCAGCAUGUAGAGGAGCAAGAGCUGUAACUUUUGUAGCAUUCAGUGCCCAUGUGCAAGUCAUGUGGCUCCAGCCAAGCAAAAUCUAUGCUCAGCCUUAAAUGGCACAACAUUGUGUGUUUGCAAUCCUGUUCAGCAGCAAGCUGUGCCAUACAUUGAUAAAAAUGUAAGAAACACCCUUGCAUUUCUGCAGUCAUGUUCAAGGAGAGAGACAGACAUGGUCCUGCCAUCUUCCACUCCUGAAAACUGCCAGUGGAUUUAGUGUGUAGAUUCUCUGCUUUUUAUUAUAGGGAAAUAGAGAAUUGCUUUUGGCAGCUGAAAGUGUAGGUGCCUUGAAGGGUGGCAGGGUAGAUGGUAGAUGGGUUUGAGCCAUAGGAUGCUCCUGUGCAACUCCCGUUCACUUCAAUGGGGCUUGUACAGGAAAGCUCUGCCUGGGAUUGUGCCUCGUGUUAAUUAACGAGAGGAAAGGUCCCAUUUAGAUUUUCUGCACUAAUUGUCUUGAGCCAGCCCUCCUUUUAAAAAUUACUGUUAUGGAUAUUUCUCUGCAACUGGGAACGUGUAUGUUGCUUCUCAAUCACAUGCUGAAGCAAUGACCCAUGUUUUCAGUGGUCUUCUGGAAUGUCACAGAUGGUCCUGAAAUUAGUGAAGUUAGUGAUUAUGCUGCAGCAGAAAUUAUACCUACAUUUCAUUGUGUUUCUCUGCUGUGUGCCAUGUAGAACUUGUGUGCACCAUCCUUCAAACUUAAGUCAUUUUGCUUUUUUAAAAAAUGUGAAAACUGACACCUUUUGCAUAGGAAUAAAUUUUUCUGUUGUGUCUUGCUAGCAAAAGUAGUUUGGACAAAAUUCCUGUUUUCUUGGUGUAGUGGUUAAGUACGUGGACUCUAAUCUGGGAGAACCGG
This is a messenger RNA of Gekko japonicus, 1754 nucleotides long. It is a transcript of the gene VAMP5, whose product is annotated as vesicle associated membrane protein 5. The transcript has 3 exons. Bases 385 to 723 code for a protein of 112 amino acids. The record is from RefSeq and is a predicted model, not a curated record. Gene Ontology annotation, biological process: Golgi to plasma membrane protein transport. Lineage: Eukaryota; Metazoa; Chordata; Lepidosauria; Squamata; Gekkonidae. Gene Ontology annotation, cellular component: plasma membrane.